UUGUUACAUCGGUUGCUUGAGAAAACUCGGAUUCUCGUAAUGGUUGCUACUACAUAUACCAAAGGUUUUGUAGAAAUUGAACAUUUUCUUGUGUUCUGUCAUAAACCAUGAAUAAUGCUUCCUCGUUUCUACAUUCAUCAGCAAUUAAAACGCUGUAAAUUUCGAUUCUUUUCGCGUUCAGUUGGAAACCCAGAUGCAAUUUUGGUGGUAUCAUCAUCGGGUUCAUCGCCAGAGCCAUCUCUGGUUCGCUCCGAAAACUCGACGCUUCAAACGACGACUAAACGUUUUGACGAAGACCAAAUUUUUCAGUUGAACAAGAUUAUAAGCAGAUGUGUACGUUCAGGAGAUAUAGAUGGAGCUCUCAAAGUGUUUCACGGGAUGAGAGCUAAGAACACCGUUACCUGGAAUUCUCUGCUCGUUGGGAUUUCCAAAGAUCCAAGCAGAAUGAUGGAAGCACACCAACUGUUCGACGAAAUCCCUGAACCAGAUACUUUCUCUUAUAACAUCAUGUUGUCUUGCCACGUUCGUAAUGAAAACUUCGAGAAGGCUCAGAGCUUCUUCGAUCGGAUACCAUUCAAGGAUGCGGCUUCAUGGAACACGAUGAUCACAGGGUACGCACGAAGAGGUGAAAUGGAGAAAGCGCGGGAAUUGUUCUACUCCAUGACGGAGAAGAACGAGGUUUCUUGGAAUGCCAUGAUCUCUGGAUACAUUGAAUGCGGGGAUUUGGAAAAGGCAUCACAUUUGUUCAGAGCGGCUCCAUUUAGAGGCGUUGUGGCGUGGACGGCUAUGAUGACAGGGUACAUGAAAGCCAAGAAGGUUGAAUUAGCUGAGGCAGUGUUCAAAGACAUGACAGUGAAGAAAAAUCUUGUAACUUGGAACGCUAUGAUCUCUGGUUAUGUUGAAAAUUCUCAGCCAGAAGAUGGAUUGAAGCUUUUCAGAGCUAUGCUUGAGGAAGGAAUUAGGCCUAACUCGUCUGGACUAAGCAGUGCAUUGCUUGGAUGCAGUGAGCUAUCAGCGUUACAGUUAGGGAGGCAAAUGCAUCAGAUAGUGUGUAAAUCUACACUUUGUAAUGACAUAACUGCAUUGACGUCUCUGAUUAGUAUGUACUGCAAAUGUGGAGAACUUGGUGAUGCUUGGAAACUGUUUAAGGUGAUGAAGAAGAAAGAUGUUGUGGCCUGGAAUGCGAUGAUUUCCGGGUACGCUCAGCAUGGUAAUGCAGAUAAGGCUCUGUGUUUGUUCAGUGAGAUGAGAGAUAACAAGAUCAAGCCGGAUUGGAUAACGUUUGUUGCGGUUUUACUGGCUUGUAACCAUGCAGGACUAGUGGAUGUUGGGAUGGCGUAUUUUGAUUCGAUGGUGAGAGAUUACAGGGUAGAACCGCGGCCUGAUCAUUUCACGUGUAUGGUUGAUCUUUUGGGUCGGGCUGGGAAGCUGGAGGAGGCAAUGGAACUGAUAAGAUCAAUGCCGUUUAGACCGCAUGCUGCAGUGUUUGGGACGCUCUUAGGGGCUUGUAGAGUGCACAAGAACUCGGAAUUGGCUGAAUUUGCAGCUGAGAACCUGCUUGAGCUUGACCCGAGAAAUGCAGCCGGGUAUGUGCAGCUAGCGAAUAUUUACGCAUCGAAGAAUCGUUGGGAAGAUGUUGCAAGGGUUCGCAAGAGAAUGAAAGAGAGUAAUGUUGUGAAGGUACCCGGAUACAGUUGGAUAGAGAUUCAAAACAAGGUUCACCAUUUCAGAUCAAGUGAUCGGAUUCACCCGGAACUAGACUUAAUACACAAGAAACUGAAGGAGUUGGAAAAGAAGAUGAAACUAGCUGGAUACAAACCGGAGCUAGAGUUUGCUUUACACAAUGUAGAAGAAGAGCAAAAGGAGAAGCUAUUGUUAUGGCAUAGCGAGAAGUUAGCUGUUGCAUUUGGUUGCAUAAAACUCCCUCAAGGUUCACAGAUACAAGUGUUCAAGAACUUGAGAAUCUGUGGUGAUUGUCAUAAAGCAAUCAAAUUAAUCUCGGAGAUAGAGAAACGAGAGAUCAUGGUGAGAGACACCACAAGGUUUCACCAUUUCAAAGAUGGGUCUUGCUCUUGUGGCGAUUACUGGUGAAAAGAGAAGACCUUUG
Molecule: messenger RNA, 2107 nt
Organism: Camelina sativa (false flax)
Lineage: Eukaryota; Viridiplantae; Streptophyta; Magnoliopsida; Brassicales; Brassicaceae
Product: pentatricopeptide repeat-containing protein At4g16835, mitochondrial
Biological process (GO): RNA modification
Molecular function (GO): zinc ion binding; RNA binding; protein binding
Source: RefSeq, a predicted model, not a curated record